Molecule: messenger RNA, 2796 nt
Organism: Gossypium raimondii (Peruvian cotton)
Lineage: Eukaryota; Viridiplantae; Streptophyta; Magnoliopsida; Malvales; Malvaceae
Product: cycloartenol synthase 2
Exons: 18
Coding region: 275-2557 (760 amino acids)
Biological process (GO): triterpenoid biosynthetic process
Cellular component (GO): lipid droplet
Molecular function (GO): intramolecular transferase activity
Source: RefSeq, a predicted model, not a curated record
AGAGGUAUUUGAAGGCCAAUGGUGUUAGUGUUUGUCGCUUCUGGUAUCAGAUGACAGGGCAAUAGCUGCGGAACACGACGACACGUCUCUCUGUUUCUCUCUCUUUCUUUCAAUAUUUUGAAUUUUGAAUAUUAUUUAUAUAUAAGACUGUCACUGUUCGCAUCGCCACUUUCAGUUCUAGUUCGCCGCGCAGUACUCAUUUUCCAUUUGGCUUUCUCUGUGAAACUGCUCAACCUUUGGAUUUUGAAUUUAUAGAGAAAAAAAAAGGUUAAAAAUGUGGAAGCUGAAAAUCGCGGAAGGAGGGAAUCCAUGGCUGAGAACAGUGAACAAUCACGUUGGGAGACAGAUUUGGGAGUUCGAUCCCAACCUUGGAUCUCCUGAGGAAUUAGUGGAGAUCGAGAAAGCUCGUCUCAACUUCACCGAGAACAGGUUUCGAAAGAAGCAUAGCUCAGAUCUACUUAUGCGCUUUCAGUUUUCCAAGGAGAAUCCACUACCAGUGGUUUUACCUCCGGUCAAAGUUGAGGAAUCAGAAAAUGUUACAGAAGAGAUGGUCACCAAUACAUUACGGAGAGCUAUAAGUUUUCAUUCAUCUAUCCAGGCCCAUGAUGGGCAUUGGCCAGGUGAUUAUGGAGGUCCAAUGUUUCUUAUGCCUGGCUUGGUUAUUACUCUGUCUAUUACUGGGGCACUGAAUGCGGUCUUAUCAGAAGAGCAUAAAAAGGAGAUGUCACGUUAUCUCUAUAAUCAUCAGAAUGAAGACGGCGGGUGGGGCUUACACAUUGAGGGACCAAGUACGAUGUUUGGUACUGCAUUGAGUUAUGUGACUUUAAGAUUGCUUGGUGAAGGACCUAAUGAUGGGAAGGGGGCAAUGGAGAGAGGAAGAGAUUGGAUUUUGAAUCAUGGUGGUGCUACUGAAAUAACAUCAUGGGGGAAAAUGUGGCUUUCAGUGCUUGGAGCCUUUGAAUGGUCUGGAAAUAAUCCUUUGCCCCCUGAGAUAUGGCUUCUUCCUUAUAUGCUUCCAGUUCAUCCAGGAAGGAUGUGGUGUCACUGCCGGAUGGUCUAUUUGCCUAUGUCUUAUUUAUAUGGAAAGAGGUUUGUUGGCCCUAUCACACCAACAGUUUUGGCUUUGAGGAAGGAGCUUUAUACUAUUCCAUACCAUGAGAUAGAUUGGAAUCGAGCACGGAAUGCAUGUGCAAAGGAAGAUUUGUACUACCCUCACCCAUUGGUGCAGGAUAUUCUUUGGGCAUCCCUUCACAAGAUUGUUGAACCUAUUCUGAUGUGUUGGCCCGGAAAGAAGUUGAGAGAAAAGGCUCUCCAAACUGCAAUAGAGCACAUACACUAUGAAGACGAAAAUACUCGUUAUAUCUGCAUUGGGCCUGUAAACAAGGUGUUAAACAUGCUUUGCUGUUGGGUGGAAGACCCAAAUUCAGAGGCGUUCAAGUUGCAUCUUCCAAGACUUUAUGAUUAUCUAUGGGUUGCUGAAGAUGGCAUGAAAAUGCAGGGUUACAAUGGAAGUCAACUAUGGGACACUGCCUUUGCAGUUCAAGCAAUUCUUUCAACCAACCUUACUGAAGAGUACAGCUCAACUUUGAGGAAAGCAAACAUGUACUUACGGAACACACAGGUUCUAGAAGAUUGCCCUGGGGAUCUUAACUUUUGGUACCGUCACAUUUCCAAAGGUGCUUGGCCUUUUUCAACUGCAGAUCAUGGAUGGCCCAUUUCGGAUUGUACAGCUGAGGGAUUAAAAGCUGUUCUUUUAUUAUCAAAAAUACCCCCAGAAAUCGUUGGAGAACCGUUGGAAGCAAAACGAUUAUAUGAUGCUGUAAAUGUUAUUCUUUCACUUCAGAAUGGAGACGGUGGUUUUGCAACAUAUGAGCUCACAAGAUCAUACCCUUGGUUGGAGCUGAUCAACCCCGCAGAAACAUUUGGUGAUAUUGUUAUUGACUAUAGUUAUGUGGAAUGUACCUCAGCUGCAAUUCAAGCUUUGGUAUCUUUUAGAAAGUCACACCCUGGGCAUCGUCGAGAGGAAAUAGACCAAUGUAUCAAAAAGGCGACUAAAUUCAUUGAAAAUAUACAAGCCCCAGAUGGUUCAUGGUACGGCUCGUGGGGUGUUUGCUUCACCUAUGGUACAUGGUUUGGAGUGAAAGGAUUGGUGGCUGCCGGAAAGAACUUCAAUAACUCAUCUAGUAUCCAGAAGGCCUGCAAUUUUCUGCUGUCCAAACAGCUCCCCUCAGGUGGCUGGGGAGAAAGUUAUCUUUCAUGUCAAAACAAGGUUUACUCAAAUGUUGAGGGCAACAAACCACAUAUGGUAAACACUGGCUGGGCUAUGUUGGCUCUAAUUGAUGCUGGGCAGGCUGAGAGAGAUCCAACACCACUCCACAAAGGAGCUAAAUAUUUGAUAAAUUCCCAAAUGGAGGACGGUGAUUUCCCGCAACAGGAAAUUAUGGGAGUGUUCAACAGGAAUUGUAUGAUCAGUUACUCCGCGUAUCGCAACAUUUUCCCUAUUUGGGCAUUAGGCGAAUAUCGGACUCGAGUGUUGCAGCAGCGGACAACGUUGUAGAACAAUGGUAAUAACUAUAGUUGUUGCUACUGCUAUUAUAUGUUCACCAUUGUUAAUCGAUGCUGGUGCUUUUUAGUUUAUGGUAAAAGUUGCUUUAGCAACAAUCCUUGUGUGGAACACAAAGGACACCAAUGGGGUUAGCUAGAUUGGGGGUUCAUAUCAAAGACAUUGCAGUGCUUUCUGUAGCUAAAUAAUAGAUUUUAAAUAUAGGUGAGAUCGGUUUGGUCCGUCUUUUUUGA